AUGGGUUAUACAUUAGUUUUAGAAUUGUACUUCUUAUUGAUCUAUAUUUUGGGAAAAAGGGAGAGGAAGGUCGCAGUUCCUCUUUUCGGUGUUUGGGCCAUAGAUCACAAAAAAUCCACUGGGAUGCUUGUUUUUGGUAUAAUUGGAAUUGUCUAUGGGUUAUACAUUAGCUUUAGAAUUGUACUUCUUAUUAAUCUAUAUUUUGGGAAAAAAGGAGAGGAAGCCAUAAUCAGUGCGUACUUUGGAGUUUUACAACAUAAAUCAAAGAUAUCUCUGUCAGCAGCUAUCACAUAUACCGUAGUUUUUACUAUCGCAGUAAUUCAUCUUACUCUUUCACUGGUGGUUAGCGUAUUAUCCAUCAAAUAUUACCACCACUGUAAGCCAGAGCUUCCCUCAGAGCGGUUAAUCUUGCGAGCAUCGAACGAGGAAGUUGAUGAAGCUGCGAAAGAUCCUGUCCAUCUAUAA
This is a messenger RNA of Strongylus vulgaris, 465 nucleotides long. NCBI's taxonomy places the organism in Eukaryota, Metazoa, Nematoda, Chromadorea, Rhabditida, Strongylidae. The record is from the annotation of a GenBank genome assembly.